AUGCCUUUCCUCUCCAACUCACCCCCUCUGAGCCCUGGGGGCAGCUCGCCAUUGAGCAGCUCGGAAGCCAGCUUAGCUCCGCAUCAGACACAAGCACAGCCCAAUGAACCCAUCGCCAUUGUUGGAAUUUCACUCCGGGGGCCUGGUGAUGGCUCCGACACGGAGCGCUUCUGGCAGAUGCUGCUGGAUGGCCGGUCAGCACGCCGAGACAUCCCCAAGGACAGGUACAACGUCGACGGCUUCUACCACCCAGACGGAGACCGUCUGGGGAGCAUACAGCAGCGUCAGGCUCACUUUCUAGAGCAAGACUUCAAAGUCUUUGACGCACCUUUCUUUUCAGUCACGCCAAAAGAGGCCAAAGCCAUGGAUCCCACACACCGCAUGUUGUUGGAGGCUACGUAUGAAGGUUUUGAGAAUGCUGGUAUGAGACUGGAAGACGUCGCAGGCACCAAAACCUCAGUCUAUGUCGGAACAUUCACGGCAGACUUCCCCUCACUUCAGGCCCGCGACAACGCAGGCCCAUCCAUCUACCACGCCACAGGAACCUCCGCCUCACUGGCGUCGAACCGCCUCUCAUGGUUCUACGACCUCAAAGGCCCCAGCCUCACGGUCGACACGGCCUGCUCCUCAUCCCUCACCGCCUUCCACCUGGGCUGCCAAUCCCUACGCACCGGCGAGGCCACCAUGUCGGUCAUCGCCGGGGCAAACCUCAUGUUCGGCCCGGACAUGUCGAUCCUCCUGGGCGCGGCCAAGAUCCUGUCGCCCGAGGGCCGGAGCAAGAUGUGGGACGCGUCGGCGGACGGCUUCGCGCGCGGCGAGGGCAUCGGCGUCCUGGUGCUGAAGCCACUGUCGGCGGCGCUGCGGGACGGCGACACGGUCCGCGCCGUGGUGCUCGCCUCCGCCACCAACGAGGACGGCUACACCCCGGGCAUCUCGCUGCCCAACAGCGAGGCGCAGCAGGAGCUGAUCCGCGACGCGUACGCCAUGGCGGGCGUCGACCCCGCCGACACGGGGUACGUCGAGGCGCACGGCACGGGCACGCAGGCCGGUGAUCCGCUCGAGGCCAAGGCCAUCAUUCGUACAAUCGGCGCUGAGGGUAGGAGACAGGCGGAUCUGUACGUCGGGUCGGUCAAGACCAACAUUGGUCACCUCGAGGGCGCGGCGGGCGUCGCUGGCGUGAUAAAAGCGGCGUUGGCGGUCGAGAGGGGCUUGAUUCCGAGGAACCUGUGGUUCGAAAAGCUGAAUGACCAGAUCAGGCUGCCGAGGAACGUCAAGAUACCGGUGGAGACGAUGGUGUGGCCUUGUUCUGGGCCCAGGAGGGCUAGUGUGAACUCGUUUGGGUUUGGUGGAGCGAAUGCGCAUGUGAUCCUCGAGGAUGCAGCUUCGUACUUUAGUCGUACUGGCCAGAGCGGGCGACACUUUACUGCUCCCAAUGCCAUUUUGGGCGAGGAGAGUAGUGACAGCGAUGCAAGCAGUGGCAGCGAUAGCGAGACAAACGCCAACAAUGGCAACCUGAAAGCCAAAUCAAAUGGCCAUGCUAAUGGCAAACAUUGCCAGCAAACGUUAGAGAAGUCCACGCCCAAGAUCCUCGUGGUUUCAUCCAACGAUCAAGACGGUGUCAAGCGCAACGUCGAGUCCAUCAAGUCUUACCUCUCUGGCAAACCCCACACCGACCUCGGGGAUCUCGCAUACACCCUCAACUCCAAGCGCACCACAUUCCCUUGGAAAUCUUUCGCCAUCGCUCGUGACCUUGACAGCGUCUCAGACAGCUGGGAUAUCAUGCCUCCUGCCGUGCGUUCCUCUAACGCCUCGGUGCCCAGGGUAGCCUUUGCCUUCACCGGCCAGGGCGCCCAGUGGCACGCCAUGGGUAGGGGUCUGUCUGUGUACAGGACGUGGCGUGACAGCAUGAGCGUCUCCCAGAAGGUCCUCACCUCCCUCGGCUGCCCCUGGAGCUUGGGCGAGGAGAUGUCGCGCGGCGAGGAUGACACGAAGCUCCGGCUGACCGAGUACAGCCAGCCCAUCUGCACGGCGCUGCAGAUCGCACUGGUCGACCUGCUCCGGUCCUGGGCCGUCGAGCCCGUCGCGGUGGUGGGCCACUCUAGCGGUGAAAUUGCCGCAGCCUACACGGCGGGCUUCUUGUCGCACGAGUCCGCCAUUAAGAUCGCAUGGCUGCGCGGGCAGGUCUCGGCCACCGUGUCGCGCAGCGGUGGCAUGCUGGCAGUCAACGCACCAGCCGAGCAGAUGCAGGCGCGGUUGGGCAAGCUCACGCAGGGCAGAGCCGUCGUGGCGUGCAUGAACAGCCCCAGGGCCUGCACCAUCUCGGGCGACAAGGCCGCCAUCAACGAGUUGCAUGACCUUCUCAAGGCCGACGAGGUCAUCUGCACGAAGCUGCCCAUGGACGUCGCGUACCACUCCUUCCACAUGGAGGCCGCGAGGGAGAAGUACGAGCAUACACUGGCCGGCAUCCCACACCUGCAGGCCAAGAACGGCCCGCCAAUGUUCUCGUCCGUGACGGGCGAGCUGGUCGGCGCCGGCGACAUGAAGCCUUCAUACUGGGUCGACAACCUCGUGUCCCCCGUCAACUUCACCGCCGCCGCACGCUCGCUCCUCCACCACAGCUCGAGCAAAACCCGGAUGGAUCGCAACGCCUUCGCUAGCGUUUUCGUCGAGGUCGGCCCGCACUCUGCGCUGCGGAGCUACCUGCUGGACGUGUUCAAGGCCGAGGACCGCCUGAGCGACCUCUCGUACGUCGGCGUGCUGCGGAGGAAGUUCGACGCCGUCGACACGGCGCUGCAGGCGGCGGGCGAGCUGUGGACCAAGGGCUGCGUCAUCGACGUGGACCGCGUCAACGGCACAGCCCCCUCGGACGCCAAGAUGCUGGUCGACCUGCCGCCGUACCGCUGGAACCACACCAAGUCCUUCUGGGAGGAGUCGCACCUGAGCCGGCAGUACCGGCUGCGGGAGUCGCCGCGCACCGACCUGCUCGGCUACCGCGUGCCGGGAGUGCCGGACCCGACCUUUCGCAACUUCCUGCGGUGCACCGAGAACCCCUGGAUCAGGGAGCACCGCGUCCAGGGCGACGUGCUGUACCCGGGCGUGGGCAUGGUGGUCAUGGCCGUCGAGGCGGCCAAGGCGGUCGCCGACGCCAACGAGGAGAUUAUGGGUUACGAGCUCCGCGACGUCAACAUCAGCACGGCGCUGCGCGUCCCGGACAACGAGGCCGGCGUCGAGGUCAUGACGCAGUUGCACGCCCGUCGGACAGGCACAAAGGCCGAGCCUUCCAAUGCGCUGUACGAGUUUGCCGUGUCUUCGUGGUCCGAGGAGACGGAGCAGUGGACGGUUCACGCCAGGGGUCUGGUUUCGCUGACUUACAAGUCGUCCGUGACCCCUGCUAUGCAGGUCGAGCUAGAGCGGGAGUACAGUGCAAGGGGGAAGGAGUUUGAGGUCGCCAAGGCGACUUGCCAGAGGCCGGCCAGGAGCUUCUUGUACGACCGAGUUGAGGCCAUUGGCAUGGUCUAUGGGCCGACCUUCCGGAAUAUGACCGAGUUGUAUGCCGGGCCCGAUUCCAACAGUUAUGGAGUUAUUGGAAUCCCCGACACUAAGAAGGUGAUGCCCAAGGGCUUUGAGUAUCCCUUUGUCGUUCAUCCGGCGACGUUCGACUCGGUGCUUCACUUGCUUUUCCCCUGCAUUGCCGGAGAGGAGGAGUCGCUUUCCGAGGCAGUGGUGCCCUUUUCCUUUGAUCGAAUCUUCAUCUCGGCCAAGAUCCCCACAGAGGCUGGCACGAAGCUCCAGGGCCACUGCUCAGCGCGCAAGCUGAGUUACACUACAUGGAAGUCUGCAAUCACCGUGUGUGGUGAAGAGCUCGACGAGCCCCUCAUCAUCAUGGAAGGCCUGGGCCUCGCCUCCAUCGGUGGCAACGGUUCUGACGAGAACGCCAAGGAGUCCCGCGCUGGCUGCUUCGGGCAGAACUGGCACGAGGAUGUCGACCUGUUGUCCCCCGCACAGAUCAAAGAGCUGGUCUACCAGCGAACUCUCAAGAGCAAGGAUGACGACACCGUCCUGGACAAGCUCGAGUUUGUCUGUCUCGUGUACAUCGCCCGCUGUCUGGAGUGGUUCGAGACGGAGGAAGGUCGACGCCACAUCCCGACCACUGGUUUCUGGAAGCUCUACGUCGAAUGGAUGCACGACACAGUCGCAGCGUUUCCAUCCCUGCCAAAGGAUCCCGCCGAGAUCGAAGCCGAGCUGCAGCGCUGCAAGGAAGCCAUCGUGCACUCUCCCAGCGGCGACAUCACAGUCCAAAUGGUGGAGCGGAUCGGCAUCAGCCUCCCCGCCAUCUUCCGCCGCGAGGUGGAGCCGCUGCAGGUCAUGACAGAGGGCGACCUGCUGUACACGUUUUACCGCGGCGCGUUCGGCACGUCCUUCAACACCAACGUGGCUGAGUACGUGGGCCUGAUCGCCGACAAGUCUCCCGGCCUGCACAUUUUGGAAAUCGGCGCCGGCACCGGAGGUACCACCUACCACGUGCUCGAGCGGCUGCGCAACGCUGACGGCACCUCAAAGGCGGCCCGGUACUUCUUCUCCGACAUCUCGCCGGGCUUCCUCGCCAAGGCGGCCGAUCGGUUCCAGACGGAUGCGUCGGUCAUGGAGUUCGGCACCUGCAACAUCGAAAACGACCCGCUGGGUCAGGGGUUCGCUCCGGAGAGCUUUGAUCUGAUAGUGUGCGCCAACGUGCUGCACGCAACAAAGAGCAUCCAGGAGACGCUGGCGCACUGCAGGGCGCUGCUGAAGCCUGGCGGUCGGUUGGUGCUGUCCGAGGUCACCAUCAAGCGCAUCUUCAGCGGCUUCAUCAUGGGCCCGCUGCCUGGUUGGUGGCUGGGUGAGGAUGAUGGCAGGCACGGCGGCCCGCUGUUGGACGUCCCUGAGUGGGAGACGGCGUUGGCCAAGGCUGGGUUCUCUGGCGUGGAUAUGGACGUCCGGGGUGAUCGCGAGGAUUCGCUGGAGCCUGUUUCUCUGAUCAUUUCCACCAAGCCGGUGACGAAGAGGGUUCCUGCUGCCCAAGAGUUUGUUGUCGUGACGCCGGAAUUUGCCGAAUCGCAGAAGCUGGCGCAAGCCAUCGUUGACACCGUCAAAGCUGCGGGUAACAUGUGCACCAUAAUGGCUUGGGAAGACGUCACCAAGGAGGCCGUACAAGGACAGUACUGCAUCUGUUUGGCAGAGUGGGAAUCCCCCAUCCUCGUCGACCUGACAGACGAGAACUGGACCCGUCUGCGGGACGUCAUCCUCGGCUCGGCAGGUACUCUCUGGGUCACCGGGGGUGCGGCCAUGGACACACCAGAGCCGCUAAAAUCGCUCAUGGUCGGCCUUGCGAGGGCCAUCCGCAACGAAAACGCCGGCGUGCUCCUCGCGACGCUUGACCUGGAGACUGCAGGCAAUAUAAACACACCCCAGGCCUGCGAGGCGGUGCUGAAGGUCGCACUGGAGCACAGCCGCGGCGAGACAGCUGACGGAGAGUUCGCCGCUCGCCACGGCCACAUCUUCGUUCCGCGUGUGGAGCGUCUGCCGGCCGUGGAUGCGUCGCUGCGCAAGUACGAGAACAAGGGAGACCCGGAGCCCGUGUCCUUUGUCGGAUGCGGCCGCCCGCUCAAGCUCACCAUCAAAACGCCCGGGCUUCUUGACACAUUCCGCUGGGUCGAGGACGAGACGUACCACACGUCGGUGCCGGACGACUGGGUCGAGAUCCAGGUCAAGGCUGUUGGGCUCAACUUCAAGGAUGUGUUGGUCGCGUUGGGCAAUCUCGCCGAGUACAAACUUGGAGUUGACGUCUCUGGUGUUGUGACGAGGGUCGGCGCGGGGGUGAAAGAUCUCAAGCCUGGCGAUAAGGUCAUGACGGCGUCGUGCGAUACGUUUGCUACCUUUGUCCGCUUCCCCGCCAAGGGCGCAAUCCCCAUCCCCGAGACCAUGACUUUUGAAGAAGCAGCUUCGAUGCCGCUCAUUUUCCUCACGGCAUACUAUGCCCUUGUCACGGCUGGAAACUUGGUCCAAGGGGAGCGGGUCCUGAUUCAUGCCGCCGCCGGAGGCGUCGGACAGGCAGCCAUCCAAAUCGCGCAGAGCAUCGGCGCCGAGAUAUUUGCGACGGUCGGUUCCGAAGAAAAGAAGCAGCUCAUCAUGGACCAGUACGGCAUCCCGGCCGACCACAUCUUCAGCAGCCGCGACACGAGCUUCUACAAAGGGGUGAUGCGCGCCACGGACCAGCAGGGCGUGGACGUGGUCCUCAACUCUCUGGCCGGCGAGGCCCUGCGUCUUUCCUGGCACAGCCUGGCCAAGUUUGGCCGGUUCCUCGAGAUCGGCAAGGCGGACCUCUUUGCCAACACGGGACUCGACAUGCAGCCGUUCCUCGACAACAAGAGCUACAUCGGCGUGAACCUGCUCGACUUUGAAAACAACCCCACCCCGCGCGCCGUGGCCCUGUGGCGCGAGACGGCAGCCCUCAUCCACGACGGCGGCGUGCGUCCCGUCCACCCGCUGCAGCGCUUCACCAUGGCCGACGUCGAGAAGGCGUUCCGCUACAUGCAGACCGGCAGGCACACCGGCAAGGUCGUCCUGUGUGUUGACGAGUCCGACGUGGUCCCCGCGAUACCGCGCACUCCCAAGGUGCCCAUCGUCGCCGACGCCACGUACGUGGUGGCCGGGCUGGGUGGAAUCUGUAGGGAGAUUGGAAGGUGGCUGGCCGAGAAGGGUGCAAAGCACCUAGUCUUCCUCUCCAGGUCAGCUGCUAGCAGCGCCGAAAAUAGGGAGUUCUCCGCCGGACUGGAGACGACGUACGACACCAAGAUCCACGCCUUCGACUGCGACGUUGGCGACAAGAAUGCGCUCUCCGCUGUGCUGGACGCGAUCAAGCAUCUCCCCAAGGUCCGCGGCUGCGUCACAGGCGCCAUGGUCCUACAAGACACGCUCUUCGACAGCAUGACGGCCGACCACAUCCGCACGACGGUGGGGCCCAAGGUGCACGGCACGUGGAACCUCCACGAGCAGCUGCCGGCCGACAUGGACUUCUUCGUCAUGCUUUCGUCGCUCGCCGGCGUCAUGGGCCACCGCGGGCAGGGCAACUACGGCUGCGGCAACAUCUUCCAAGACUACAUGGCGGCGCACCGGCGCGGGCUGGGCCGGCGGGCCACGACAGUCGACAUUGGCUACCUGCUCAGCGUCGGGUUCGUGGCCGAGCACGACGAGUACGUCGACCACGUCAAGGCCAUGGGGUUGAAGGUGAUGCGCAGCUCGGACCUGCACGGCCUGCUGGCCACGAGCAUGGAGGAGGACGUCGAGGCGUCGCCCGGCCAGGUCAUGUGCGGCCUGCCGUACCGCGAGCACGACGAUGCUUGGUACUGGAUCCGGGAUGGUCGGUUCGCGGCGCUACGCAAUGUGGGCGCGGCUGGGGCGGCGGCAGGGUCGGGUGGUGGUAUCUCCUUGAGGGAAGAGCUGGGACGAUGUGGGCCGGGCGAUGAAGAGGCGGCGGUGGAUUUAAUCACCCGGGCGUUGGUGCAGCGUUUGGCCAAGCUGAUGAUGAUGCCCGAGGCGGAUAUCGAUGCUGGUCGCCCGCUGAGCGCAUAUGGAGUGGACAGUUUGGUCGCGGUCGAGGUGCGAAACUGGGUGUCAAAGGAGGUCGUGGUGGAAGUGUCUGUGUUUGAUCUCAUGGCGAAUGUGCCCAUGAGGGUGUUGGCGGCCAACCUGGCCAAGAAGAGCGCUCUAUUGAGCGACAAGGCAUGA
Messenger RNA from Pyricularia grisea, 7764 nucleotides. RefSeq lists its product as uncharacterized. Gene Ontology annotation, biological process: fatty acid biosynthetic process; secondary metabolite biosynthetic process. The record is from RefSeq and is a predicted model, not a curated record. Lineage: Eukaryota; Fungi; Ascomycota; Sordariomycetes; Magnaporthales; Pyriculariaceae. Bases 1 to 7764 code for a protein of 2587 amino acids. The transcript has 3 exons. Gene Ontology annotation, molecular function: phosphopantetheine binding; 3-oxoacyl-[acyl-carrier-protein] synthase activity; oxidoreductase activity.